ACGCGCGGCAGCCAUAUUUGUUAAGGGAAAGGGGACCCGAGGGGAGCAGAGAACUUUUCUUCUCUUCACCAGAUGCUUGCCACCUCAAACGAAGCCUGAAUUAUGGCGGCUUCUGCGCCGGCCCCGCACACGGCUGACUUUCCGGCUGAGGGUCGGUGCAGUUACUACGUGGAAAAGAAGAAGCGGUUCUGCAGGAUGGUGGUGGCGGCAGGGAAAAGAUUCUGUGGGGAACACGCUGGAGCCGCGGAGUAUUGUUGUGGUUUUGUUUUUAUUAAGGACUUCUUUAUUCAAGAUAUUAAUGCAGGCUUAAAAGAUGGAACAGAAAUACCUGAACAGUUAGUUCCAAUUUCUUCUCUCUCUGAAGAGCAGUUGGAAAACUUAAUUAAGAAAUUGAGGAAAGCAAGUGAAGGUUUGAACUCUACACUUAAAGAUCAAAUUAUGUCCCAUCCAGCAUUGCAUGAUGCCCUUAAUGACCCUAAAAAUGGUGAUUCUGCAACCAAACACCUGAAACAGCAGGCUUCUAUUUUAGGUAACAUUGAAAAAUUAAAGUUACUUGGUCCAAGAAGAUGCUUUGUCGAGUUUGGAGCAGGAAAGGGAAAAUUAUCUCAUUGGGUUGAUAUUGCAUUAAAAGAUGCUGAGAAAGUUCACUUCAUCCUAGUAGAAAAGGUGACCACGAGAUUCAAGGUAGAUGGCAAACACAGAAAGAAAAAUUCAGUAUUCGAGAGACUUCAAAUUGAUAUUCAACAUUUGUGUUUGAAUAAGAUUCCUUUGCUAAGCAAAGAAAAACUACCUGUGGUAGGAAUUGGAAAGCAUCUGUGUGGUGUGGCAACAGAUCUUGCAUUACGAUGUUUGGUUGAAACCUAUGCUGCCAGUUGUGAGGAAAGGACUGAAGAACCUUUAGCCAAACGCAUAAAGAAUGAUAAAACAGAGAAAGAAAUUAACACUUUGGCCAAGGAAGGAAAUGAGAAAAAUGUCCCAGAGAAGUGGAGCCCUGUGGCUGGCAUUGUUAUUGCACUCUGUUGUCACCACAGGUGUGAUUGGAGACAUUAUGUGGGCAAAGAGUAUUUCAGGGCUCUAGGCCUUGGAGCAGUGGAAUUCCACUACUUCCAGCGAAUGAGUAGUUGGGCGACUUGUGGGAUGCGAAAAACAUCUUUGGAAGCCUCCAAUCUUACCACAAAGAGAAAAGAUAAGCAGAAUGGUGACAGUGAAGAGCAUGAUGACGGGGGAUGCAGAAUCACGGAUGAAAGCACCGAGAGUGUCCCUGGGUUCCUUACUGUUGAAGAAAAGAAGAAAAUAGGGCAUCUUUGUAAAUUGCUGAUUGACCAAGGCCGAGUCGAGUAUUUACAGCAGAAAGGAUUCAGUCCUGCUUUACAGUAUUAUACAGAUCCUCUGGUAUCUUUGGAAAAUGUAUUGUUAACUGCUUUACCAAAUCAUUCUUCAUCACCAGAAACAACUGCUUAAUGGAAAAGAAAUUGUGAACAUCUGUCUUCCACCAAAAAAAAAUUUUUUAAUUGUAUUUUUAUAUUCAUAAAAUAUACUUUACGUAGCAGAGAUAUGAACUUUAAAAAAUGUUGUGGCCUCACUGAACUUCGGUUAUAGCUUUGUUUUUUACUUAGAAGUCCAAAUGUUAGCAAAUUCACCAAAUUCUCAAAGUAAUUCUCUUCAGCAGGGCAUCUUGAGUUAUAUUAUCCAUCAGUAUUUAUAGAGCUUGGUAAAGUAGUUGAACAGUUGACUUGGUUAUCUGAAACACACAUAACACAUCAAUACACAACUAGCACAUUAGCUUUCUUAUUUGUAUUAAUUUUGGAAAUUUAUUUAGUACUUUUUACUUCUCAAGUUCAAGAUGUAUGAUCAGUUGUCCAUUUGUAACAAAGGCAAGUCUGAGAACUUGGCUUAUAUAUGGAUUUUUUUUGGUCCAUUCCAAUCUGGAAAGGAUAAUCUAUUGUGAUUUGUUUCUCCUAAUGCAAAGAAAUUCAGAGAUGUUCAUAAUCAAUUAAUGAAUUCACCUUCAGAUUUCCAGAGCCAUACAUGUAUUUAUGUAUUUCUGAAUUUAUCCAUGACAAACAGCAAAAGUGAAGAGAUAGUUUUCAAGGGAAAUGAACUGUUUCACUUCAUUUUUUUAAUUGAAUAAUUAUCUAGUUCGAACUUCCAAAAAGAUAACUUAUAAGCCUCAUUCACAAAUUAAAUUGAAAUUUGCAAAUAACUUCUGAAGUUAAUUAGGUAUCAUAUCUUUUAAAAGGACAUUUUUGUACAUAUAAGCACAACUAUAUAUUCUCCCCUGUUUGAGAAAAUAAUUUGGAAUAAAAUGGAAAUUAGAUAAUGAAACCAAAACCACCUCACACUUAGGCCUUAUUUAACUCAUAAGCGGUUUCUGUGCACAAGCAAAUAUUAAUCCAAACAUAUGGUAAGGACUGUUACUGUCUUCAUGUUAUCCUUCAUUUAUUUCUGUCUUUAUUUGUAAAAAUUGUCUUAAUCAUUGGUACCUUUGCCAAGACAAAGAUCAGAAUUAAUAAUUUUAGGUACUAUAAUGAUAUUCUUAGGUAACUUUUUUAUCCUAUAACUAGAUCUAUGAGUACAUGAAUUAUAAAAUAGAAGCCUAGCGCAUUUUUAGUUCCUGCUUUUCUGCUUUAAUCUCCUGUGUUUUAUGAGACUGCGUAGGUUCAGAUCCUGCCCUACCACCUUAGUGUAUGACCUUGGGCCACUACUUAAUCUCCUUGUGCCUUUAUUCCCCUUUUUAAAAUGAGGAUGAUGAAGAUAAUAAUAAUACUACCUACCUCACAAGGUUUUGUAACAAAUGAGAUAACAGAUGUAAAAUGCUUAAAACAGCUCCAAGCACAGUGUAAGUACUCAAUAAAUACAUUAAUAAUUCUAAUUCACAAAUCUAUUUUUAAUGACAAUAGGCAAACUUGGUUUAAUUAUCUCUGCUUAAGUUGUAACCUUUUUUCUCUUUUUAUAAGUUCCAUGUCAAAUAUUAUUAAAGUAAGGUAGUUUGAUUAUUUCUAAAGUUAAUUACUCAUGCUGCCCAAUCAAGAGAACAUAAAUAAAGGGUAAUAUACAUCA
Molecule: messenger RNA, 3060 nt
Organism: Leptonychotes weddellii (Weddell seal)
Lineage: Eukaryota; Metazoa; Chordata; Mammalia; Carnivora; Phocidae
Source: RefSeq, a predicted model, not a curated record